UCCUGGUUGCGGUCCGACAGCAACAGUAAAGCAGCAUUUCCAAUUUGUUCUCCCCCCCGAAACUGUUGUUGUUGUUGUGUGACGCGGCGAUGUGGAUUUACAAGCUCAUUUUCGGACUCUUCCUCGUUUCUUGUUCUGAGGGCAGACGAAAUGCACUCCAGGACUAUCAGAAGACUGAUGGUGUUCGACUGGUUGUCGUGUCUCCUGAUUCCUCCCAUCUGACCAAAAGCAGGAAGCUGAACAUGGUCAAGUGCGCCAGAUCCUGCAGCCGCAACAAAAGGCUCCCCUUCACCUGCAGAGCGUUCCUCUAUGAUCAUAAAAACAGGAAAUGCCAGUGGCUGUCAUUCGACAGGAACUCACCAGGAGCUCAGAGCCAACAGGACUUCAACUACCAACUCUAUCAAAAGAAAGACUACGUGAGAGAGUGCAUUGUGGGUACAGGUCAGAGCUACAGGGGGCGGAGGUCGGUGACAGUGAGCGGGAUCCUGUGCCAGGCCUGGGCCUCUCCCAUUCCUCAUGAACACAAAUUCAUGUCUAAGAGGUUCAGGAAGAAGGACCUCAGAGAAAACUACUGUCGUAACCCAGACAACUCCACCGUUGGCCCGUGGUGUUUUACCACUGACCCCAGGCCACACCUCAGACACCAGGAGUGUGGCAUACCACAGUGUUCACAGGUGGAGUGUAUGAACUGUAAUGGGGAAGAUUACAGAGGACCCAUGGACCACACAGAGAGUGGAAAGGAAUGUCAGCGCUGGGACCUGGAUGAACCACACAAACACCUGUACCACCCCAAGAGGUACCCUGACAAGGGCCUGGAUGACAACUACUGUAGGAACCCAGAUGGACGCCACAGGCCCUGGUGCUUUACCACAGACCCAAACAAACCCUGGGAGUACUGCAACAUCAAAGUUUGUGAAACACCUCCCAAAAGUAACCUGGUGGAAACACCCGAGUGCUAUAAGGGCAGAGGAGAAGGUUAUAGGGGGAUCGUGGACGUGACGCCCACUGGACUCACCUGCCAACGCUGGGACUCCCAGUAUCCCCAUAACCACACAUUCUUACCUCAAGCCUACCUCUGCAAGGACCUAAGAGAAAACUACUGUCGAAAUCCAGAUGGCCAAGAAUUCCCCUGGUGCUUCACUACGGACCCAAGAGUCCGCACAAUGUUCUGCACCAACAUCCCUCAGUGUGGCACCCAGAACAAGCCUGUCAGCGACUGCUAUGAAAGCUUUGGAGAGAAUUACCAAGGAGAACAGUCAAGGACUAGAUCAAACCUGCCCUGUGCUCCCUGGACAGACCACAGCAACAGUGGCGAGAGGGGCAUGCUGAUGACUGGCCUGGAGCGAAACUACUGCAGAAAUCCUGACAAAGACAAACAUGGUCCCUGGUGUUACACCAACAACUCUGCCAUACCCUGGGACUACUGCACUGUAAAACCAUGUGAUGCUUCACAGAACACCAUUCCACUGGGUGAGCUGUCCUCUGUGGGGUGUUUUAUCCAUAAGAGAACCAGGAUCGUGGGAGGAGGUCCAGUGAACAUAUCAGAGGGUAGCUGGAUGGUCAGCAUACAGAAAGGGUCGGUGCACUGGUGUGGGGGUUCACUAAUACGAGAGCAGUGGGUACUCACCGACAGACAGUGCUUCUCCUCAUGUGUUCCAGACCUCAGUGAGUAUCGGGUGUGGCUGGGAGUCUCUGAUAUUCGAGAUGGUGCUCCUGACUGGUCCAAGAGACAGGAAGUCAGAAUAGCUCAUGUGAUAUGUGGCCCUGAGGGCUCCAGUUUAGCUCUUAUAAGGCUGUCCAAGCCUGCCCUUCCUGCAGACAAUGUCCAUACGAUUCAGCUGCCUGUGGCUGGGUGCUCCAUCCCAGAAGGAACGAUAUGUAAAAUGUACGGGUGGGGCGAGACCAAAGGCACUGGCCAUGACGACAUGCUAAAGGCCAUUGACCUGCCCAUUGUCAGCAAUGAGAGGUGUAGAGAGAUGCACAGAGGGAACUUCCACAUCACCAACACCAAGAUCUGUGCGGGGGGCAAGAGGAACGAGGGAGUGUGUGAGAGGGAUUAUGGCGGCCCUCUUGUGUGCCAGGAUGGUGAGAUAAAGGUUAUUGUUGGAGUGAGCGUCCAUGGCAGAGGCUGUGCUCGGGCCAACCAGCCUGGCAUCUUCAUCAACGUGCCCUUUUACACGCAGUGGAUCUACAAGGUCUUCAAAUAUUACCCCAACCCUGAGAAUGUUUAGCCAGACAGAGACAGAGAAUAAACCAGAACCAGGGGACAAAAUCAAGCCUAGAGCCUCUACUUCUGUAAAUCCCGCGGUGCACUCAGGACACCUGGUUUCUAUGUUGUCCAUACUUACAUAGCCCACGGAUCAAUAGGAGACUGGUCUGAGGAUAGAUGAAUGGAUGGUAAUACUGUUCAUAUCUUAGAAAUAGGAAAUUAACUGCUGAAGCAGCUAAUAGUAAAAGAAAUCUGUCUUCGACUGAGUUCGAAGCAAACCAGGCAAACAAAUAUUUGGUUUUCAUCCAUUUUUCAUGGUUUUCUCUUGGUAGCAAAUCCACCAGAGUGGUAUGCAAGCACGUGAAUACUCUUGAUUCCUGGCGUUACUUGAAUGUUUUAAAACACCAAAGAGCAGUGGUUCAGCAGCUCCCUCUUUAGAGUACAUCAAUGGGCCACUUAGAAAACUAUCCAGUGGUAGAGCAAUGUUAAGGGCACUCUUACCAAGCUCCAUGCAUCCUGAGGGGCUUAAAUAAAGUGGCCCUUACUGUACAUAGUAUUUUAAUGAGUGUAUUUGUGACACUCUAAAGGUGAUUUGGGUCUUAUAGAUCUAUGACAAGGGAAAAUGAAUGUCGUGUUAGGCAGAUAAAUGAUGUACUGUGUGUUAUCUACAUUUCAGCUUUCAGUCAUGUUUCUUGUCUCAUACUGAUGUCAGCUGUAUGGUAACACCAAAAUAAAAUCCAUUGUCAGUAUUGUAAUGUUAUCACAAUUCCACUGACUGUAUAUAGAAGGGUGCUCUUUGCAUCCUGUGUAGAUAAAAGGAAUGUAAGGCUGGUCAGCCUUUAUAGAAUUUGAAAAAAAGCAGAAAAUGUAACAUGCAUGUGUACACACAAGCUCUUUCUAUACAAAAUCUCAUAUUUCUCUAAACCUAUGUGUUAAUUCAUCAUGGGUGUGUGUGUGUGUGUACAUCUGUUUUUGUACAUUUUUUCUGCAGCAGUGUCUGUAUGCAAAAAGACAACCGCAGAAGGAGAGUGCAUGCGUGUGUGUGUGUGUGUGUGUGCGUGUGUGCGUGCGCGUGCAUGAGCUCGUGCAUGUUUGAGCCAGAGCUGAAUGAAUUAUCCUCUCCCCACACUCAGGACUUGGCAGUCCUCCAACACCAAUCCACUCUGGAUAUUAGCGUCACAAAGUCUGUCACUUCAAACUUUGUCGUAGAAAGGAAGGGAUGGUCUUUGUAACUGCAUUGUCUGUCUGAGACGACUGAGAGGCCUUUGAAACAAAUUAACACGCCUCUUUUACCCGUGUAAAUGAUUGAGAUCACUUUAUAUUAUAACUACAUUAUGUUUGUGUAAAAGUGAGAAAAUUGAGGCGUGUGUGUGCGUGUGUGUGUGUGUGUGUGUGUGCACUGAAAGAUGCUGCAAGCUGCUAUCCUCUCCAGGUUGUACAGUACUGUCUUUUGUUCUCUGCAUAAUGUAGAUUCACUAUAAAUGUCAUGUCAUCUUACCCAGUAUGUUAAAUGUUAAACCUAGUUUCAGCAAUUAUUUGAAAAGUUUUAUGAUGUCUGUCACUAUAAUAAAUGUUUUUUUAAUCUUUGA
Seriola dumerili (greater amberjack) is the source of this 3798-nucleotide messenger RNA. RefSeq names its product hepatocyte growth factor (gene hgfb). The coding region runs from base 90 to 2231 and encodes 713 amino acids. The record is from RefSeq and is a predicted model, not a curated record. Lineage: Eukaryota; Metazoa; Chordata; Actinopteri; Carangiformes; Carangidae. Gene Ontology annotation, biological process: hepatocyte growth factor receptor signaling pathway; proteolysis; positive regulation of protein phosphorylation. Gene Ontology annotation, molecular function: serine-type endopeptidase activity; signaling receptor binding. The transcript is spliced from 18 exons.